AAACCAGAGAAACGCUUCACCGGGGGUCCAAGGAGAUGCACAACUUCCGACUUGGCUGAUGUAGCUCGUAUUUAAUCGCACGAUCGCGUGUUGCAACGUCGAAAAUGUAGGCAAUUGGUUAUUUGGAUAAUUUUCGGACUGUUAUAAAGCGACAAUGAUCCUCGAUUUGACGCGAUUUCUCGACGCGCACACAGUUCGGACGGCUUUUCGAAUCAUUGCCACAACAAAACCCCGUCGUUCCACCUUUCACUCUCGUCGGCGCAAUUACAAUUCCGUAGCCGCUAAUAGCCGCGUGACACCGCGGCUCGAGAUCAGCGUUGUUCGUACGAAAGUGGCGAGAAAAAUGAACGUUGAAAAUUUCCCGGUUGCCGAUUCACUGCCUCGGACGUAGCUCGACCGCUCGGGAGACCUUCGCACGUGGGCCGCUAGCUUGCCUGCCUGCAGCGGAUUGCGUGGGCUAAAACAAUUCUCGGUUAAUUAAGAUAAUCGCUUGUUUAUGACGCCAUGCGUUCCUCGCAGACUUUAUCUGUCGCCAGUCGGUGAAAUUCGUUGGCGACGAGAAAGCGCUUGUUCACCUUUAUUCUUCUUCUUUUCUUUCUUUUUUUCAACAGGGACUUCUUUGACAUUAUUUGAGGUACAUUUAUACCGUUUCUAUAAAAAGUGUAAUGAUAUUUUUCACUGUUGAGGAUAUGUGGAAAGCAGGUUACUAAGAUAAUCUAUAAUGAAAAAUAACUUUAUUUGAAAAAUGGAAAACCAGGACCUAUUGUCCUUCCUAAACCGAUUCUUGUAUCGAACCGAGUAAAAGAUUAAAAGAUCGCUAAUACUUAUACCUAUGAAAAUACAAAAAUCUACCCUUUCAGGUAUGCUUACUCCUCGACACGGUCUGAGCGCAAAACGUCAUCGACAAUAAAACGCCUGAUAUUUUUGAAUGGAGAACUUUCUAUAACUGUUUUCUUUCAACAUUCACAAUUAUACCUAGUUUCUGUAUGUGAGCAAGCAAAAUUCAGUUUGUUCUUGUCGUUCGAAUUCUCCAUCGAACAAAGUAUAAGGAAAACUUUGUCGCGUAGGAGUAUAUGUCAAAAAACGGAAAGUUGUCGCGAUGGGAAUUCGGGUUUGGACGUAACGUGGACGAGGAUCGACGUAAGUACCGUUUGUUCGUUCGUUCGGAUCCGUUUCGCGGCUUGUUUUCGCCGGUGAAGAAACGAGAACGAGCGGAGGAGGAUAGUUGUUUACCCAGAGGAAACGUUUACGGGUUCGUCACCGUGCGAGCCGUGUGUCCACGCGUGUUAGCCUGCUAUAUAAUGAUGGGGCUCCGUGACGGCCUUGAAAAGGUGAACCACGUAGGUGUACGAGACGCGGAAGAUGGAAAAGCCGCUCUCCAAUGCCGCGUGGGCGAAAUGUAUCAAGGCUGACUUAGGUGAAGCCAUUCUGUCGACACUUGUCGCCGAUCCUGACGUUUAAAUAGGUGAACCGCCGCUGACAAACGACCGACGCGAAUGAACUCCUUCAAAAGCGACAUCGAGACACGUAUCCUUCCAGCUUGUGUCGCCUUCCUACCUUCCACGCGCGCUUUUAUUUGUCCUCUGGUCAUUGUUACCGGUUCGAUCGUGUAAUAAGAGAUUUCGAAGAAGGAUAAGGGUGACUUUAAUAAUCAUUCGAUAUUUAUAAAAAAAAAAUUUAUGCAAAAAUCAACAGUAUAAUAAACGUUUUAUAUCCCUACGGAGAAGUUGUAACGCGAGGCUGAGGAUGCAUCGGAGAAGAACGAUGCAGGAAGCAAUUUGAGCGAGAAGGUAUUUAUUCCCGAGGUGGUGAAUCCCAUUCCACCCGGAAAAGGCAGCCGUAAUCGCCGAUAUAAGCGAUAACACGGCGCGUUGUAUCUCAUCGUUGGACGCGACGUAACCGACAAAUUGUCCGAAUGAAUAAUGCGGCUAGUCCCUUCUUCUUUGAACGGUGUUCGCCUUCCUUUCCUAACAGAUUGCCAUCUUCCUAUCCCCGUGCUUGAUCGCCAUCGUAUACGUAAUUAUAACUUCAUGCUCGCAUGCGUGCAUCGUUGACCCAUUUAAUUUCCCUUAAGCGUCAGAAAAGGGUUCGAACGUUUAUUCAUUUGCUUUUUCGAACGAUUUUCAAGGGAACGUCGUUAACACCCUUUUCGUCGAGGCGAAAACAUUCUCAAACCGCUUAAUCGUCCAUGUGCCUGGAUUAAUUCGAAAUUUCUCCGAUUCGAUGGCGAACGAAACAUCAGGCUUGUACCUUCAUUCGAAAGUGUUCCACCUCGUAAUUGAGAUUAAUGAAAAUCGUGUAUAAUUAUAAGGGAAGUGGUCGCACCCCGUAAACAAUUUUAUUCGGAGCGAUCACGGCGCGUUGGCUCGGUAAGUGAGGUCCUUUAAGAGGACACAAGUGGCAAGUUGUGGUCAUCAGCUCGUAAACCGUGAACGGGGCCGACUGUUACCCUACUAAUGAACAUCAUUGAACAGAAUGUCCCUUAACUGACGGUAUACGCCGUAAUUCUCGUUCCCCCGCGUGCCGUGUCUUUAAAGACUAACAAUUUACGUCAGCGAGAAUCGAUUUUUCGGCCCUCAAGAAUGAUGGCUCGUGCCCGAUACUCACGGCAGACCAGAAUUGCAAAAGAGCAUUCUUUCGUAUCCUUCACCUGCCCCCCUUGCCCCUUGUCUCUUUCACACGAAACGGAAGAUGCGAGGGAGAGAGAGAGAGAAGGGGACAGUGGACGGUAAGACGGAGGGAGAGGAGGGCCGAACGUAAUGACUGGACGGCGCAAAAAUUCGCAAUUAACUCGGGCCAGCCACGGUGCCGAUGUCGCGUCGGCGUAAUUGGUUUUGCAGAAAACUUUUACGUGUUUUCACGGCAUUUGCAUAAUGUGCGAGGUGAACACGGCCGAUCGAUCGGUUAAUUUAAAUACCGUACCGCGCCGCCGCGGUUGCGCGUCGAACGUCUCUGCGCAUGCGCCACGGCGAGCGAGCAGGCGCAGUAGAUCACGACGCCAGACCAGAGGCGGCGCAACCGACUUCUCGUAAUGUUUCCUUGUAAUUGCCGUUACUUAUUGCUGCUCGCCGACCUCGUGGAACAACGUUCGCGCGUAGAUCAUCCUAAUUCGGCCGUGUUGAUCGCCGAUCGUGAAUCAUUCGACCGACUUUUCGCCGGUUUCUCUUUUAUCCGUGCACCUGUCGAAACAAGCGAGCGCCUGGUGAGGUUGGAAAAUGCGAACGAUCCGUCACGCAUCGGCAUUAAGUCUCAUACAAGGAAAGGACCUCAACUUUCCGACUUGGGUUGUCAACGAGUUUUUGUAAGAUGAUGGUAUACAGAUACGAAACUAGAUAUUUACUUUGACAUUUUUGCUUUUUAUUAACUUUUCCACUUGUACAAAUUUUUCAAAUUUUUUUUACAACUCCGCGUCGUUCGAUACUAAAAUCGGCAGAAAUGGUGGAAAAAAUAAAGAGAGGAGCCACGGGCAAAAUGGUAGUUCGUGGCCCAGAACGGUGAAUAUCGUGUUUCACGUCCGAAGUUCAGCACGGAGAGCAGUACACGGUGAGUUUCGUGAGGGGCCUCGGGGGUACGACGGUACCGUGUCGGCAUGUUUCGCAGUUUGGGACCAGGACCCAAAGGUCCGACUCGACAGGCACCGGCACAAAAACAGCGGGGGUCAGAGGGGUCAGCAGCGGGUCCCUGUGUUCCUGGGGCCUUUCUUGUCAUGCGAUAUGUUGCUCGUACGUUAUGAUAGUGGCGUCAGUAUACCAGCUUUCUGUUCUGUCAGUGACAAUGCUCGCGAUGCCUUUGUGCUCACUCCGCGAAACCUUCCUUUCUCUCCUCCUCCUUUUUUCUUCUCCCUUCUCUCGCUCGAAUGGACAUCGAAUGUUGGAAAAAAGGAACAACCGGGCAAGAAUAGUUUGUACUCGAUAGAAUCGACUAAUACGAUUCGUUGUACCUGUAAUCCAUACCUUUGUAAUUUCGACCGGUCACACAGGUGAUGACGAUGAACAUUCCUUUAGGCUUCGAGCGAAUCUUACUUUGAUUUCGCCGUGUCAUAUGUUGGGUGUUUAGAGAGGAUGUAAAAUAACGCCUUGUGUGAUUGGGUAAAAAUUUCGCGCGGAAUAAUCAAAGAAAUAUCGUGAACACACCCCUUUUUUCUUUUUGUACGAAAAUCAUUCUAAAACCACGAGUUGAUACAUAUUCUGGUCGAAGAAAAAAAGCCAUUUCGAAAGCUCUUCGUAGUCGUCAUAAAUAACCACGUUAGAGACGACGUAUUCUCGUACAAGGGUCACUUGAUGUUCCACCAAAUCGCUCGAGUUGUUGCUCAGCUAACGGACAUUUUUAUGGAUAACCAAAGGUAACGAGCACGCGCGAGAGAAAAGGUGAUACGUGGAUGUGGUAACCGAGGGAACAUCGGGCGGGGAGCGCGCACCGGUACAAAUUUAUCUUUGUUCCAAACUUUCACGCACUGACAGCGCUCUGGCUGUUGGCAUCCACGGACUUGGCUGUCCCUCGACGUGACACACCGAUCUUCUUUACUUCUCUCCCACCGCGCUAUUUUAUUUCAUUUCCUAGUCUCAACCCCCUAGUCACAAAGUACGGUGCGAAUUCCAGAUGACUAACGUUCCAUUUUUCUCAACCGUGACUUCUUUUCCAACGAGGGAAUGUGAAAAAUUACGAGGCUACCUUAACAAUCGCUCUAAGAAUCACCCGGGGUCUUGAACGAAUUGACCUUCGAUUUAUAAUUCCCUGUAUCCCCCAUGGUGUCUCUUUCAAUUUUUCUUCUUUACGCUUGGCCCGUGGCAAACGAAUCGUCUCUGUAAGUUCGAGUUGCUCUCUAGGCUAAGGAUAUCCGAGAAGAAUCAUUGAAAAAUGAGGGGAAUUAAGAAGACGGGGACGAAGGUAGAGAGUGUUAUGGCAGAAGCGUGCCCGUACACCUUUGGAUAGCCAUAUAAAGACUAUAUACGAUAUUAACGACACUCUGUAGCAGCAAAUAGAGGACGAUUCGACGACGUGGCGGAACAAUGGACGAACAGACAAAAAGAUUCCGGCCAACAUUGUCGUAGCUACGACUUUAUGAGGCGAGCUGUGUAUGUAGGUGCACAGCCACGCCAGUUUGCCCUCCCGAUUAUGUAUCGGUUUCUCGUAUAAUGCGAUUUGACGCAGGUGGUCCUUUCCUCGUAACUCGUGGCCAUUUUGAGCACAAACGCGUGCGCGUUAUGUAUUGACACCGGUCGGACUCAACAGCGUAGGCGAUAAAGGAUUCACCCUGGUACCCUUUCUCUUUCGUUAUAUCCCCUUCUUUCUCUUUCUUAUCUCAUUUCCAGGGUGCCUUACACAAUACACCUUUUCGAAAUUGUUUAAUUAUUUUUGUCUCAUAAUCAUCACGUGGCUUCCACUUGGUUGCUGCAUUUCAAAAGAGUCAUUGACCUUUGUUUCUGAAAUUUCUAACAUUUGUUAAAUUAGUGAUAAAAGGAAGCCAUUAGAAUCAGAAAAGCUCGACUCUGUGUCUUUCCCGAGUAAAAAACAAACGAUAUAGCGUCAGGAUACUUUAGCAGUCGAGUAGCAAAAGGACUGCGUGGAGAGGAAGAGGAAAAGUAAUAGCGGCGGAGGAAGGGAGGUAGAGUAGCAAGAUCAAGGAAGAGCGGGAAAGGAGGAGGAAGAGAAGGAGUAGCAAAAAGCAAAGUAGCGGAGGUGGGGUUAGAGGGGAAAGAGGGAGAGAAAGGGCAGAGAGCGGACAAGGGAUAAUAAUAAAACGAGAUAUCUCGUACGUGGGCGGUCGUAUUGUUAGCGCAACAAGGCAUGCGCGGCGCUUCUGUGUCCCCGCGGUGUGCGCGCUCGUGCGCUGCGCCCUUAAUAAAGGGUACGCGUGUGCGUGAUACGCGAGCGAGCGCGCGCGCUUAAUAAGAGGAGGCCACCGAGUGCCAGUGUGAGUGGAGAGCAGCACGGCCUUAUGUAAAUCGGACGGGACCAUCUGCGAGGGAACCUCUCUCUGUAACCGACCACGAGAAGCGGGAACAGCGAAGUGCAGCGGCGAGAAAGAGAAAGAGAAGAAGAAGAAGAAGCAGCACGAGCUGCUGCCGGCAUCAAAAGCAGUGCCGCCACCGCCACCGCCACCGCCGCGAUAAACACGCAUUUAUUCCAGUGUGCGCUGUGUGUGCCCGACCGUAGGCGUAAGGGCAUGCGCUACACCGGUUGCCCCGGGCAAUAGCACAUGCGCCUGCGCUCUAGGUGACCGCGCUCUUAACCUCUCACCUCAAGACAGGAUUUUUUCAGUACUUUGGUUCGGCAGUAAAAUCGAACCAAUGAGUUAUUUCAAUUUUCUGUUAGUACUAUUUUCUAAACUUAAUUUAUUUAAAGUUCAGCUACAUAUUCAGGAGUAAAAUUACGCCGGUUCGAUCGAAAGAUCGGUACUUUAAUGCGAAUCGUAUCACGAUCGGUGGAGCGGUGCCUAUCUCAAGCCCCGGACACGUUUAACAUGCGCGGACCGCAGGGACGUUAAGAAACACAAGACACUAGGACCGCGUAACACGAGCGCUAUCGCGACUUUACAUUGUGUUUGCACGGAUCCUGACCGCUGCAGAAACGCAUGCCGAUGAUUCUUCCACGGUCGGCAGAUAAACAGAUAGGCAGAUGGGUGUACACGUAGGUGCGCUCAGAUAAGAGACCUACCGAGAGCCAGGAGGAAAGUUAAAGUAGGUACUUGCUACGUUCUCGGACCACGGUGCACGACUUUGAUCCCUAUCGAUCCAAUAAUCGACUCGGUAACUGUUGUUUUACGAGCUUAAACCUUCAAUUUCGUCGUUGAACAUUAACCGACUAACAGAGUCGGAUGGACUAGCCGAAAUUAAUAUUCCAAAAUAAAUGAAAAUUCCGUUCAUUUGUUCGACGCAGCAAAGAACAAGUUCUCUUUAAACGAGCCCCGUCACCUCGAACGAGACAACAGAGCGCGAAGAAUCGUCUCGGAAACGGCGCGACGGCGAGUCGCAAGAUGGCAAAACUCGCGGCGCGAUGACGGGUUUCUUACACAAGAACGAUAUGCCGGGAGAGUAAGAUAACGCGUUAUGAUAUCGCGUUUAAGGUAGACCGACGGGUAAUGGUGGAAAAAUAUCCGCGGCCGCGACAGCGCGCGCUGUAUAAUAGCAGACGUGUCGUUUAAUGGGGAUUUAUCGUUCGGCCGGUUGAUUCGCGCGCGUCCAAUCUCUCUCUUUCACAGCCGCGAUGCAAAUCGAGGACAGACCGACCGGCUGUAUACUCGACGUUCCGCGAAAGAUGAAUAGGUCAGUUUCCUUGAGCCGAAGUGUGACUAACGAAAAGCCCGAGCGCGGUAACUUCCUUUGAUAGGAGGCGCGUGCGAGAACCCUUGACCCACAUGCUUGUCGCAGAUGUACCGAGAAUUUCGCGGGCAUCCGAUGAGUGUUGCAAUUGUAUUGAUAACCCUUUCGAUGCUUAAUUCUUUUAACAAAUGGGUCAUGGUGUUUUGCGCCCGCUCCUUUUUUUCUUUCUUCAUUUUACGCCAAUUUUCGAUGCGUGACCAACGAGGGACGUAAUAAUUUCAAUUUAUACACGUUGCCUCAUCCGGUCCACUAAACACACGAAACGAUGGGAAUCACGUAGCGAAGACAACUAGUCGUGUUUCCACGGAUUCGAGCCGGUGGUUACGAGAUUUCCGGCCGAGUCGGAAGUUGCGGUCCGCGGAGCAGAAUCGAAAGAACCCACCACGCGUAAUCGACACGGCCAGUUUAUCGCGCGUUGUACGCAAAGAUGGUGCUCGUAUAUGGAAGUUGACAACAAAGAUACCAUCUCCACGGCGAAGGAGUCGGUGAAAGUGUGCAGUUUCGUCGGAUUUUUUCCAAUAUUAUUUCGAGAGUGCGCGAUAAAUCUUCUUCACCCGGAGGUAAUCGAUCCCGGUACUGUAAUUAAGUUCCGUUCUGUGCUUCUUCUCUUCUGCCGUCCUUCUUUUUUUAUAUUUUGUACGUCCGUCUUCUCGAUGGGAUAUCCAGUCCCCUCGUCGAGAAGUGAACAGUUUCAUUUUUCAUGAUAGACAUAGCCGGUCGGACCAUCGGGAACUAUAAAUACGACAAAAGCGGGGAAAACAUAUAAAACACGUAAGACGCAUUAAGAACGGCAUUAAUUUAAAUUGUUUAUCGCACGGUAUGUUGAACUCGACUCUGAACUACAGUCUGCUUCAGAGCUCGAUCCUUCCGAUUGUACAGGAAUGUUCAAAUUGAAGAGCAGAAAUACUUUAGAUUAUACUUGAGAUCAACUAAAAAUUUGCUAAUUCUCUCAUCGACCCUCUCUAUAAAAAGAUAUUAAAAAUGAAAGAAAAACUUAUGUUUCUUAAAUGAUUUAUUUUAUUUUGACAAAAUCAAAUUUUUAGUUUAUCGUCAGCUAAACUUCACUUACUUUAAUGUAAUUACAAAUGACAUUCCAAACGAAAAUCGUAUAUACUGUGUUGCUGUCAAUAAAUUUGCGAUUGAAUAGCAUGGUAUUCAUCGACCCCUAAUCUACCCCCUAGAUCGGAUCGACCCCUAAUUAUAUUAUAUCGACCACUUUGAUGAUCCCUGCUCUAGAUCAUCGAUCGAAUGAAAUAUCAUCAUCGCGUGUAAUACAUGAUUCUUCUUAAAAGAAUAUUCGUGUUCGUGUGAUUUCAAACAGGGAGCAGUAUCGAUAAGAAUAAAUAUCCCCGGUCUACCUGUAGAACGUUGUUUCUGAGAGUCGAAGGUAUUCAGGUGUUCCCUUUUAGGCGCGUGUAACAGUCGAAAUCGUUCGCAAUUAUUGGAGAAACCAGCGAUAAAAUUUGUUUAUGGCACCGUGCCGCUUCCAUAACGAUCCUCCCGUACGACACUUCGCAGAUAAAGCUUUAUAUCCGAAACUCGUCGCUUUACCCGUGCCCCAUAUUUCUCCAUCCAUCUUUCCGAGCAACCUUCUUGACCAACCUCGACCGGCAACCUUCUCUGUUCCCUCUCGACGAACAUAAAAACACGCGACGGACAAAUUUUAUCCGUAAUGGUACGCGUCCCAUUCUUUUGACCCAAGGUGUAGGACUGGUGUUAUCGAAUUAGCGAAUUGAAACUGUCGUUCGGGUGAUAAAUCAUAAGUAGCUCGAUUCUUGUUCGUUGAAAUAUUUUCUUUUCUUGUUAGCGAAUGCUCGAUGAAAUUCCAACGACGGUUGACACCAGAAAAAGGGCGUCGAAAAGAAGGUAGUCGUCGGUGGUCGGAUUCGGGAGUCAGAUAGGCAGCUUCGAAAAGAGUUCGACAGCGUAUCGAGGGUAGCCGUCGAUUGGCAGCUGGCCAAUUGCUGCAAUGCCAACGGUGUGCAUUUUCGGCAAGUUAUCGCGAUAGGGAAGAAUUAAUGCCGCAGCAGGAGAGUACGGUAAAUAACCUCUUCGUUAACGUCCGCCAGACGACCGGAAUGAACACGUUUCUUCUUCUUCUUCGUCCUCUUUUUUCGUCCUCUCGUUGCUUACUCUGUUCUCGCGUGUCCCGGCUCAAGUAAAGAAUCCCAGGUAUCUCGGGAUCAAUUAGCCCUUUGCACCGUAAUUAUUUUCCUAGUUUCUUCUCGCUGAAAUAUGAUUUUAUUUUCACUUCUUCUUAUAUCUUCUCUCCGAUACGAAGGAACAGAUUACAAUUAUUUAAAGUGUAGGUAUCUAAAUUUUUUAUUGUUACGUUCAGUGAGGGAGAAGAGUUUGAAAACAUACUUUUUUUUUCAAUUAGACUUAUAAUUACUCAGCAGAUUUAAAAAAAGGAAUCGGAUCGAGUGUUUCGCGCCGAUUUACUAUCGAAGCAACGAUUCCUCGCUUAUCGAAAUAAUUGUCGAAUAAUCAAGUGACCAAGGUACACGCGUGUGCGUGUACACGAUCCUCGAUGCAAGAUAAAGGCUAAUUAACGAGCAAUUAACGCGAAGUGCCGUACGACCGGUGAAUAAUUUCUCUUCCUUCGACGCGAAACGAUUUAAUGCUGUCUCCUGCUCUCCUACGCUUUAAGAGAUACGAUUUUUUUCCUGACAUUUACCGAUUGUCAGGGAUUUUUAUUGCUUGACAAGUAUUUGUAUCAGUCAGGAGGAAAGUUUAAUUGUGAUUGAUCAUUCUUGUGAUUCAUUCGAACACUUGAUUCGAAAGUGAUCUUUUACUUCAUUAACUAUUCAUCUUAAUUAUAUUGUAUAUCUUAACCUUUAUAUUAUGUAAUUAAAAAAUCAAUUACGAAGCAUAAUACUGCACCUGCUAUUUAUACGAACAUUACUGCAUCUUUAUGGCGCCAGUCUCUUCUAUGAUUGAAAAAAGUAGCAGGAAAUUAUAUUCCAAACGUAUCCCGGAGCGAGUAUAAUCCUAAUAAGAACGUCUGUUUAAUGAAACUUCAUAUUCCGAAUACCACGGCUAACUCGCGCAGUAACUCGCGGAAUGUCAAGCCUCUACUUCAUUUAAUCGUCAUCGAGAUAUCAAUCGCGAAGUAUCCCGGUAAUGAAAUUCUCACCGCGGACCAUGGAGAGAUUCUUUACUGAUUCAUCAAGAAAUGAACAGGUUUGUUUCAUAUCUCAUCGAACUUACUUAAGAUUUAUUUUGCGAUCUCGGAUCGGAACGUGGAAGAUAGAAGAACAGGAACUAGCUGAGAAUUCGAGGUUCCUUUAAGUUUAUUUAGGCCAAAAAUUGUCGCAACUAUAUUACUCGCUUUGAACGCGAACGACGCGCUUUCACUCGUUACCCGCGUCAAGAUAUUGCUUCCCGUAAUUCAACGUUGUUUGUGCCGUCGUUGAGCUUUUGCUUGGUCGACGUACCCGUAACUCCUCGUGGAACCUCGCUGAAGAAACAUGGGAACGGGUGUGCGGAAAUUGUCACGCGCGAUUCUUGUCGCGGGGAUUAAUUUUGACCCAGCAUCAAGCUGGGUGAUAUGUGUGACGUUUCGUAUGGAAUUCUUAGUAUUCCCUACAGCCUUGCUACAACAGAGGUAGAAUCGGAUUCAUGGAAGAGAUUUAAACACUGUUAAAAGACAUCCCUUCUGACUUAUUCAUUCUUAUCAUCCCUUUGAUGUACAAUUUCAAUUGAAUGAAUUUUUGCAUAUCUUCUUCAUCGAUAAAUCUAACUCUUCUUUUAUGGUGAAUCUAAUCAGAAAAGCACUAUUACCUUAUUAGAAAACAAACCGUACGCGAGUUUGCACUUUGCUACGAAUUAUACUCGCUAUUUCUUGUAAUCUAUCUCCACGAAAUAUUUAACCCUCGGACUCAAUUUUAAUAUUAUUUUCAUUUUCGAAACACGCAUCGAACUUUAUACUUCCGACUGGCAAAAAGGAGGUGCCAAACCAUUCCACGUCCGUGCGUUCGUUUUUCUCCGGUCGAGAAUCCGGAGCGUCUCGCUCGCUUCAUUAAAUUCGAAAAAAUCGGCCUUUCAACGCGGCCCAGUUCAUCGCGGCUCGACCCUGCAGCGCGAGAAAAAAGCAUAAUCGAAAUUUAAAGGGACCCCGAUGAAGAGAACGUACUCGUGGCGAAAGCCACGUAGGUCGUCGGUGCCUUUGACGCCUACUAAUGAGCGGCUUGUGAUUAAGGGAACGCACGAGGAAUCGAUGGAAGAAUAUACUGGACGACACAAAGGACAGGCUCGUACAUUGUCUCUCUGUUCUUCCCCUCGUGCCUUGUAUUAACACUUUGAUCGUCGUACCUUUGAUCCUCGCAGUUUCAAGUGAAUCUUGAAACACCGGGAUUGCUAUAAUCUUUUUAUCGUUCGACACGAUCGAUCGCGACAAUACGUAUCCACGAUUCAUGGUAUCUCGAGGGGAGCUGUUCGCGAGCGGGUACGCGCGUGUGAGCGGAAUGUUGGUAAGUACAUAGUCGUGUUCGGCAGUCGAAGCUGGACGGGUAAACGCAUUUCUCGCGAUAGAGACGAGAAAGAAGAAAAGGAAGGAAAGAGGGAAAUCGUCAAAUUCAUUUCUUAACCGAACACGAACGAGCGCCGGACCAGCGGCAGAAGUCUUCCAAGAUGGAUAAUUACGAAUAUCCACGAGACGGAAACGGAAUCGAGGAAGAUCGGCGGCGAAAAGAGAGAUCGAAGGGAACGGAUGCUGAUCCGAUCGAGACGGAGCUGAAGGUAGAAGCACGGAAGCGAGAUGGUGAAUCGCUUUUGUAGCGGCGGGCAAACAAAUCCGACGCGGAGGCAGCGAGCGUAGGAAAGAGCGUAACUUGGAGCGGGGAAAAGAAACAUGGAAAAGAGGAAGAAAGAGAGCCGGAGACAAGGGGGCAGCCGGUAACAAACGACUCGCAAAUCCUUCCUGUCAAUUUAAUCUCGCCUCGAAUCCCGGAGAAAUGUUAAUAAGGGCCUCGCUACCAUUCCUUCCCUUUCCCUUGCUCUUCCGUUUCUUCUCCCUCGUCCCCUCUUCCUUUCUCUUUCCCGUUUCCCGGACUAUGCGUCGCGCAUGCGCGCGCGCGAGCAAACCCGCCAACGACACUUUAUUUUCGCGCAAAGAUACCGCCGCCACAUCGCGACGACCACGUGGAAAUUGUGUGCAAAGCAAGCUGCUGCUGCUGCUGCUGCUGCUUCUCCUGUUGGCUGCACCCGUCGCAUCGUUUUUCUUUCUCCAUCUUCUUCACCGGCUAUACCACUCCGUCUCUAUCUCUUUCACCAUCCUUCCGUUUUCCACUACGUCCCUACGCCGAUCCCUUUCGGCCUUCCACCCUCGUAAUUUAUCGCGGUUAUGCCCGCGCUGGAAUCUGUAGCAAACGGAUAAAGGAACACGGAGGAAAAAUACUCUUCCCACUCGCGAGAGGCUGCUCGCAAUGCUAUCGUCCCGAUUCGAUCAUUCUCUCGGUGGUACUUGCACGCGUGUUCCAAAGCUGUAUGUAAGUACACAGCGUCGCGAGUGCAGGCUGAAAAGGACGCCGGACCGACGCAAGCCUGAUACGAUGAAGAGAUUCCGUAGAGAGAUGCAAAGAACGCACCGCUACCGACCGCACUCAGAUUUUCGUGGGGAUGAAAUAGGAGUACGGUUUUGAAAGACGGAAGCGUUGUUAUUAGAAGGAAAUUUUUCAUAAUUUUUAUUGAGUUAAUUUAUGAAAAGUACAGUUCGUCAAAUAUUCAGGGCCGAUCUUGGGCCUAGGCAGACUAAGCGGCCGCCUAGGGCCCCCCAAGGUUCAGGGCCUCCAUGAAUGCAAAUCUAAAUUCGUUACACAAGCUUUAAUGUUAAUUUUAUAAAUUUUAUUUGAGGUACUUAUUUUCAUGUCAUAUAUGUGAAAGGGCUCUUUUUCGGAGCUCGUCUCGAACCCCCGAAAUCUCAGAGCCGGCCCUGCAAUUAUUAUAUGACGAGUAUGUCGUGUUCUAUUGAAAUAUAUAUCUUCAUUGCUCAGAGGAAUAAGGAAAUUCCAAAUGCAAAUGCACCGGGCACGCGUCAGCGGGAGUUCUUCUAAGCGGAUUCCUUCUUCCUUUCCGAUUCUUCUGUUUCUUCUAACGAGUACGGUCGAACACGUUAUAAUUCAUUGGAAGCAACACGCUGGUUUCUAUCCGGCUCGCAUACCUGAGAAUUACACAUUGCCCGGAUCUUCUGUCUCUCUUCGUAGACGCUUUGAUGGACAUGACGUUUUAAUAAUCUCAUUUUAAUUGGACCCGUAUGAUGUAAUCCUAACGCCGCCGUCAAGCUUAACGACGUGUAAAGUGUACGGGCACGUCCAGCAGGUAUUAAUUUCUUAUUUGCUCUUAGAAACGCGUAACAAAUUCGGUGUCCUAAUGAUCCUCGCGUACUCGUCUACGGUAACGAUAAUUAACUACGCUUUUUUUUCCCCCACCCUAUCUCUUUCUGUCCAUAGAUGAAAUAUUUUUCUUCGUUCGAGCGAACGCGGACGGAAAAGGAAGCCGAUCCGGCUGUCGAUAAAUCUCAAUCUCACACGGAAACUCUACUUGUUUGAAAAUAGAAGCAACACCAAAUACCGUAUAAAGGAAAAUGCUUCAUGAUACCAAUUAGGACGCCACUGAAACCUAGUUUCUGGCUAAUGUCUGCUCGCGAAUAAUGUUUAUGAAGUUUUCUAUUUAUAGUCGUUAACAUUUUUCGUAGUCUGAUUGCGAAAUGAGAUCUGAUUUCUAUUGGCAUGGAUUAAGGAGUAAGGGUUGGUCCGCGGCAUAAAUCAACCCUGCACGAAAUUAUCCCGAAACGUCUAGAAUCAGAGUGUGCUUUUAUCGCGUUUUAAAUGGAUUUUUGGCACCAUCCCCGAUUCGAAUGGCCCUCAAAUGUAUUUCCGCAUACCCGCGGCAGUCUGCUUCAAUGUCUGUCCCCGUUGACCCCUGAAAUUUCCGUCGCGUCCAGAUCUUUCCUUACUUUUCUUCUCGAAGAAUCAUUAGAUCGAAUCUACAACACCUAAUAAAUAAACCCGCUACCGACGCGCGCGAUGACAUAAUUUGUACAAAUUGCUCGGCUCAUGAUUCGCUUGAUCGGUGCAUGCUUUGCCAAACCACGUAUGCCCGUGUUUUUCGUUGCGUCAGCAAAACUCGAGUGGUUUUGAACCCGUGACAAACUGCAAAUUUCCCGUUUUCAAGACGCGUUGCUACUUUACGAGAUCUCGGCGAAGCAGAAAAUUGCGAAGCGGGACUGCUUUAUCUCGAUCUUCUAAGUAAACCCGUCAGAUUUCUGACACUUUAUGUCGUUGCUUUGCAUCUGAGUGGAAGCAGACAUCACAGGCGUAUCAAAAUUUCAAUUUUUCAAUUCUUAAUUAAUUUUGUCGUUGCGUUUUGCGAAUGUCCAACGGACGCGGUGCAUAAAAUCGCGUCUGCAAGCCAAAGCCGUUACCUUACUUAACGCUUCGAACGUGCAAGCUCGAAGCUCGGCGUAAACGCGCCAUCGAGAGGAUCUAUUGUUAGCCUAGCCGAAGCGUAAAGCCAAACAUUCUUUCAUACCGUAUGUGGGUCGCCAUCCACGCGAUCUACGCACGAUUCCAUUCCUUCCUCGCCGCGCCGCGCUGUUUGCGUUCGCUCGAAUCCGCUCGAGCGUCGGACGAUUUCGCUAGGUAAAUAGCGUUUCAACGGCGAAAGGUUAUCGCUGGCGCCAACCACCGGUCCGUGAAAUUUAUUUCCCGACCAAUGAAAUUAGAGAGGACGCGAUUCGUAUAAAAGUGCGCACGGUGAAAUAAAUCUUGCGUGCGCGCCUUUCGACGCGACUAGUCGCCCGUCUGCCUUCGCCGUCUUGAAUAAUGAUGAGAGUAGUUCACUGACAUACUCAUUAAUAUCGGUAUUUAUUCAGUUUUCAGUCCUCGUAUCGCUUUGCUAUCAAAUAGGUAUACGAAUAAAUUAUGUCGAUGUUUAGACACGUUUGUUGAUGUCUCUCGUUAAUAGUACGGAUACGAUAAUUGGAAAAUCAAAUUAUCACUGACCGCGAAUGAAAAAAUUAUUUUAUUGAUCAUUCGUUUCGCGAUGGCUAAUCAAGGUAUUCGUAAUUUUCUCCAUGAAUCUGUUUCGUGACAUUUCUUGCUUUCUCUUGUUGCACUUCAAAAGAGAUCUCAAUCGAGGAAUCGAUACUUUUCGAGAACAGAGGUGUAAAUUAGUUGCGUCGCGGGGCAUUCAUAAGAGUAUCUCCAAGAAUAUCCCUCUUUAACCGAGCAAUUUAUGAACUGACGAGUUGGCCUGCGCAUUGUCGCAAAUAACGCGCGUAUUCUGUUUCGAUAAUAAAGAACUUCAUAAUUCGCAACGUGGGCGUAAUUGACCCGCGUUACACGGUGCUUUGUGUUGUAAGCAGUGUUCGAAACGCGCGGAUAAAGCGGUCGAAAGUGUUAUAAUGUUGCGAGACGCGCACGCAAUACGGCGCAACUGUAAUUGCCCAAUAAACGAAACAAACAGCAGAAAAGAAAAACAAAAGAUUGAAAGAAAUAAAACGGUUGAAGAUGACAAGAGGGAGGAGGAAAUAAAAAGGAAAAGAAAGGAGAGCCACCGGCAGGGUUUAUUGGAGACACUUGGGUUUAUACGGCAGCUUUUACUGCACUACCGUUGCACUCUCGUGCUCGUCCGACCCAUUGAACGCCAAAAUAUAUUGCCGAUAAAUACAGUUUUAUCAUCGAGGAAUUUUAAGUGGUGGUGCCUCUGUAUGCUCGCCGUUGUCCGAUCAACCUCCACGCUACAUAUUCUUUUCCACUUCUUUCUCUCUCUUACUCGGUGCCCGUGAUUUCGCGUUCUUUGCACAACACUAUUCGAUCCUCGGCUCGAUUCCGCGAGCUGACGGACCGAAAUUAUUUUACGAUCCGUUCGCGCCGCUCUUAAUUCCCCAGGGCACGCUAAACGAGAGCGUUUAAGCGGAAAAACCGUAAAUUAACGCGCGAGAACGAGGUAAAUCUCUCGGGAGAUUCGUUUCCAACCAGUUACCUACCGCUUCGAACACGAUCGCGCAUCGACGAAUGUCGUGCGGGGUUAAUAAAAAAUCAGACCUGAUUUUUUCCUUUUUUAAUUAAAAAAUGAGAAAUUAUGUCACGGAAAAUGUAUGCGCCCCAAAAUACAAAUAGGAUGUUGUCUCUCCGGUGGCAUUUCUCCUAUACAUGAAUUUCUGAAAUGUCAAACAGAAGCGAAGCAGGAAUAUCGAAGAGGCGAAGGACUUUCAAUGGUCUUUCGACUGAACGAGCCUCUUCGAAUUCCAGUGGCGUAUCUGCGCGUCGAGGCGCAACACCCACAAUCAACUAGUUCAGGUGGCUUCUGUUUACAGGCCACUUGAAGCGGUGGCUGCAACCGAUACUUAUCGUAAUAUGGAAAGCCGGCUCUGAAAAAUCGGUCAAGUGUUCGUUGAGAAAAUUUUAACCCCGUUUACGCGUGAGAAACGAUCUUUUAACUCGAACCCUUGCGCUCUUCUAACGGAGCUGUUCCUCGGUGCUCCACGAAUGAACGCGUGACUGUUGCGGUGAGAAUGACCAUACGCGGUAUUACGAUAACGAUUUAGAAGUGGUAAAAUUAAUCGUCAGUCUAAUAGUCAGCGAUCGUGUAUCGGAUGACUUCAUUAGCGAUUAACAGCGUUCUGAUCGGUUCAGCGACGAUCGUUUUCGAUGCGUUAACAACGUCCGUAAAGGUCGAUUAAAGCGGGAGGAAGGCUCAUCUCGGAUCAUUUAAAUCGCUCAUAAAAGGUGGCCAAAGUGGUGAGACACGGGUCCCGAUGCGGAAUUGGCGGAACCGUUAGCCGUGGCACGGCGAAAAUUGCGACCAGUCACGGGGGCAAAACCUCGUGCGAAACAUUCGUUAACAUUCCCAACACUCGGUAAUGAUCGUCGUGUAAGAAGCUACGGUGCAACAUUCGCCGACAGGCCAUUGCAACGUUCUCAGCUCGUAAGCAGCGCGUUAGAAAAUUAAUAGAACGACCUCGACUGGUAAUCGAGCAAAAAAGAUAACCAACUGACUCCUCCUCCUUCUACUUCUUCUUUUUAUUCUUCCUGCUGACAGGAACUCCUCGAGCUUCGUGUCGCUACCGGUUUAUCAUACAUAAAUUGGGGGGAGGUUAUUAUCGAUCGACGUACGCCUGAUUGCUAAUUAACACGCGAAGAGGCGUUGUUCAAUCGAUCGACGGAGGAAGAAGGUGUUUGAGGAGCUUGUUCCCCAUGUAGAAUCAAAGUGUCACGUAUAAUGUUGUUUGUCGAGGCUUCCGUGUUUAACUUUUCCUAAUGUUCCUAUUAAUUUUCACGUUGAUUAACUUUGACGUCUAGUUGCUUGAUCGAACGUCGUUUUUGAUGCCAGGUAUCGGCUGAGGAUGGAUGUAUUAGCGGUGGAAUAAUUGAAAUAUUAUAAAUUCGUAGGGACACCCUCAUGCCUCUAUGAAUUUAUGCAAAAUAUGAUGCAGCGCUUCUUUUCGAAUGAAUCAAAAUAAAAUGAAAGGGAAGCUUGCAGAUUUAAAUCGAACACGACUUCGGCAUCAACGACAGAGUCUCUCGACUCGAGUCGUUGAGAAUCUCGAAGUGUCAUUGGAUUUUCAACAGGUUGGACUUAAUGUUCGAGUGGUGGGUCGGAUUAUCGAGCAGAAGGAGCGGCUUGUCGUUAGACGUUAGCCGAUGUCGUUGCAUCGAUCAGUCCCACGGUUCGUAGCCGUGUAAUAAGCGGAUAAGGGGAGUGAUGCGACAAUCGGAACGAUUUGUCAACGAGAAAUUCUCUUCCUCUCGUUCGCCGCUGGCCAAGUCCUAUUUCUUUAAUCCACCGGGACGACCGAGCCACCUGUCAAUAGGAUUCCUCUUCGAGACGCGUCGGCUUACGAUUCUGCGUGAUUCGUUUCGAUUCGAACGCGUGUAUUUCCGCUCGAAGCCUUGAAUGUUGCGGCCUCCUCGAACUUGUCAACCGCUCUCCUCACGGAUCGCAAAGUAAUCGUCUUUUGAUUCAUGAAGUCUGUCCUUUUACUCGAGUUUCGCAUCAUGUUAACUUCUUCAUUUUACUCUCAAUCUUAUUUCCAUUUUAUUACCGCACAGGGGUUUUGCGAAUUUUAGCGUUGCACUCAAAGUGUUAUGGCCAGCAAACUUUUGAUUAAAAAAGUUGCAAGCUUAUUGCAUCAAGAUAGCAGCUAAUUGCAGCGAACCUUGACAAAUAUUACAGAACGUAAUUUACACUCUGAAGAGCGAAACUGUGUUAACACCGAACAUAAGAAAGUUUGCAAGAUCAUAAGUCUGUCCUUGACGAGAUCUUCGCACCUCAACGUGUAACCUCUGUAUUUUUCAUUCAUAAUAGCGUUAGUAUGGAAACGAAAAAGAUGUCAUUUCCUCUUUUCAACCGGCGCCUAUUAGACGCCGAUUGCUUUCGAGUUAGCUUUCUAACGCGUUACGAGAUAGCAGGGUUCAAAAGUCCGGAUGACGCCCUUCUGGCGCGAUGGGCCGUGGACGUAGGCGAAGCCGGACGUUGUUUCGGUAACCGGCGAAAACGUUGGCCCACGUAGGCGGUAGCGAGCAAUUCCGAAAUCGAGUUUUCGAUUUACAAAACACACGUGGUGGGCGAGCCAGGACCGAUCGACAACCAACACGCCACGGUUGUUCGCCAGCACAAGUAUUUCGAGCCCCCACCCUAGCGCCAACUUAUCAUGGACGAAUCACCUGGCGUGGGCGAUCACUUCCGGUCAAAUGGUCCUACGAUCUGGUCACUUUUUUUUGAAGAAGAUCAAAAUUGGCCCAGAGUUUUUCGUCAGGCGUGGUAUAAAAAGGUGAUACCUUGUGAAGGUGGAUGUAACGAGGCUUUGUUUUUAUGGAAAUCAGAGCUUUAUGGUUUACAGAGUGUCAGGAAUCGAACCGUUCUGCUAUUUUCGAUAUACAAAAUGUUACCUGUUUCAUCCUUUCGCGAAUCGACACGAGCGUUGAUAAUCUUCAAGUUCUUCGAAAUGAAUAAAUAUAGAAGACGUCUACUAACAACAGACAGGUCUGGACGUCUCGAGGAUGCAAACGGAACAGAUGAUCGUUUAAGAUUCCGUCGUCGUUUCGCGGAAGUCCGAACUUCCUCGAGGGGUUUUCGGGUUCCCUGUUCAUCGGGUAAUCCUAUCACGCGCCGUGUUCUCUUCGCUUUCGUGUACUUUUUUACAGCUCGUGUUCAACGCCGGAUAAUCGUUUCUUCGCGACACUGCUCGUGGCCGGGUGCACGUGCAACGAGGCACGAAUUUAUGAUUCCUCCUUUACGAGCCGCUUUUUAAAGUACCCGAGGAGAGCUUUUCCUUCCGGUUAAAAAAGUCGUGCACGCGAUGCACUAUUAAUACGACCAUUAGCAUACGAUCUCCUUCGUUCGGUCUGCUAUAAAUACCGAUCGCGCAAUCGAGAGUAGUCCCUCGUUUCGUCAUCCUCCCUCGAUGACCUUAAAGCCUCCUGGCUCUCGUCUCGACGUUGUCUCAUCUGUUCCCUCGGGAUAGAAACUAAUUUCAUUCGUCUGAAACGUAAGAAGUGGACGAGGAGGAAGAAGACGCGGAGAAGUCGAUCAGGGUUCGGUCAUUCGUUGGUCAGGCGAAAAAUUCGCAGUAGUAAAGCACAAGCUUGGUACGCCACGGCUCGUUAUCAAUCGUGCGCGGUAGAGCAUACGAGCUAACUCGGGGCACGCGCCUGGCGGGGUCGUAGGCCGCCCCACCCCUGUUCUUCGCGCUCCCUCCUCCAAAGUUGAAGAAAGAGGGCCCGAUCGAGAGAGAAAACCGAGUCCCCCACUCCAACGGGCCGCGGAACGGGGCCUGCGGGCCCAGUCCUCCCACUCGAACCUGCGAACCUCCCUCUCCACCCGCUUCCCGCCCCUCCAUAACUGAUUCCCGCAGUCCUCUACGAUUCCCCUCGACCCGCCUCUGCAUCGUUUUGCACUCGCAGCACGGGAUACCACGACAGUGACUGUCUCUCUCAUCUUUUCCGUCCUUUUCUUUCGAUUUCUCUGCGGAAUCUUUUUAACCCCUUGUUGACGUGCCCACCUUUCCUUAGUACGAGUAUUUCGGCAAACUUGUCGCAAUCGAAACCCUGUCAUAACGCCGCUAUAAGCCUGUACAACGGGUUCAUCGAUCGUUUGUUGAUGUUUACCGUCGCAGCUGGAGAAUGAUCCUGCAUUCGGUUGGAUCAGUAUGGAGGGGUAUCAUUGUCCCGUUGCACGCUCAUUCCUGGUACGGAUACGCAAGUCGCGACAGGGGAAAAAAGUCGCAUCACCUUGCACACUAAUGUGUGAGGAUGUUGCCGAUAGGGGUACUUGCAGCAAGCGGACAUCCAGGUUUACGCGACGCGCGUCUCGUCGGUUCACAGGUAUACGCGUCGAUCGCGAGGAAGGUUUUCGCGUUCCCUCACCAACGAGCGAGAGGCCUCUCCCUUCGUCGCGGCGUUGGGCACGGUGUCACGGGCCAGCGGUCGUAAUGCGGCCCACACGCGCGCUCACCACACUGGCGCGCAAAUCGCAUAAACACGCGCGCCGACGCAUACACGCACGGUGGGGUAGAGACGCAAAGCGACGAGAAGCGGUCCUACCUCCUGCAGGGGACCGUGUCACGUGGCCCCCAGGCCGUGUAGCAGCACGCAGCGCACGGGCUGUGCUCUCUCGUGAGCGGCGCAGACAACACCAGUCAGAGACGAGCCGAGAGACCGGGCGCAGAUCGCACUCUCUCCCAGCAAGCGCGUGCUUUCUCCCUCCCUCUCUCCGCCUCUCUCUCCCCUUUCUAUCCCUCUCUGUUCCGUCCGUCCGUUCGUCCGUCUUUCUCUUGCUCUCUUUUUUUUCCCCCGUUUCUAUUUCGCUUUGUACAGCGACACCGUUCGAUCGGAGAUACCGAACGAUCGCCACCCCCGCGUACUCGCUCGCGAGUGUUUCGACCGGGCCAAAGCGUACAGCCGCGAGUCUCGAGUGCUCCGCCACGUGCUCGGCGUCACAGCGACCCCAAGGUGCACCAGUGUGUAUUUAUAGUGCGAACACGAUCACCCUAGUGGCCGCGUGUCACACCGCGCAACAAAGCUCCCUCUUGGGAUUCGACACGAGUGAAGGAAAGUUUUCGUGGGUGACCGAAUAAGCCAAGUUGCACCGCCCGACCGGAUUCUCGCUUCUGGAGUGUUGCUUCUUUUGUGGAUCCGGCUAAAAGCUGGUGGUGUUCUACCCGAAACCUUAACCAACGGGAUAGUGGUGUCUUGUGCAUCGAUGGUGCGUGUCAUCGUGUCGUUCUCGUCACGGCCUCGACGUUGAAACGGGGCCUCGCCUAACAUGCUCUUGCUCCAUCGCCGACGCUCCGGCUGCUCAUCGCGGAUGAAGCUGAAUGGUGUGCAUCUUGUUCUUACCUCGUCGGUAGCUUGAUCUCUAGCCAGUAUCAUGCCUCUGCUGGAGCUUGACGUUGUUGUGCACCCCACGAUCAGUGAAAAACCAAAAUAGUUCGGUAUCUAUUCUCAAGUGACGUGCACCACGUUCAGUGAUUUCAAUGCUUCAGCUUUGGUCGAUAAGUCCUAUUACUUACAACGAGCAUCCAAUGUUCGAACAACGAGUAAACAUUUUUACGACGUCGGCGUGCUUAAACGUUGUCGGCAGUUAAAACCGCGUAUCAAAGCCGAAGGGUUCGCGUAAACUCGUUAAAAGGCACGAGGCCCGCCGGCCGAGCGUGACACUGUCGCGUUCCGUCGAAGCCGGACGAGUUUCGCGCCAUCCGACCCUAACGACGGGGCUAAUGAUCCACGGAUAAUUAAAGAGUGCGCUCGGGAGGCAAUCGUCGUUAUUGCUUCCGUGUCCCCGGCGACGAUCCGCCUCGCGUGCGCAUUUUUCUCGCGCCCUGCAUCGAGCUGGCUGCUUGAUCUUUAUAGCCAUUAGUCCCUCUCGACUCGGUUCGUGCUUUUUUACGAGCGGAUUUCACGCGUUCCGAAUACCCCGUGACUCGAUCGAUUAAUUCAAAAUCAUGCUCGGUAUAAACUUUGUAAUUUCUUCAUUAAACGAAGCAUGAAAAAAAAAUGUCUGGGUCCGCGAAACCGAGUGUCCGUGGGCAUCAUCGUUCGAAUAAAUCGACGGGGCUAACGAGUGGUCGGACAGAAAUUUAUGACAUGGCGGAUCCAGGAUGCAGCGGAAGGCAGUUCGAUAAAUAACGCGUGGAGACGCGACGAUGACGAGGAUCGAAGGAACACGUGGCCCGCGUCUGUGGACGGGUCGGCAACGGGCUUAAUGAAGCGAUUCCUAUCGGUUCGCCAGAAUCUGAUAAUUAAAUCACCGGCCAGCUCUCGUCCCCCUUCGGCCCGAUAUUAAUUGAAUCGCGAUCGGAUUCGAUCUGCCUCGUUUCGCAAACGUGCCUUCGCGACGGCUUAUGACUCGGCCACGCACCACCGUUAACUUUCUGAUCGUCAGCGCGAUUUCCACUUGCAAACGCGGAGCUUUUUAAUCCUUCGCCGGGGAAUUUCGAGAGUAACGUAUUCGCUUGGCGAUUAAUUGGACCGGACCUCGUUAGCCCUGCUUUCUCGAUGAAAUUCGACGUUGGACGUGUAACUCUUGUCCUUCCAAAUUGAAUCGAACAAUUUCGUCUUUCGCUCGUUUCGAUUCAUUCUCAACAAGUGCAAUGACGCCAGAAUUAUGAGUAAUCGUUUGUUUAUCAAUAUACAAGCUUUUAUUCCAGUCAGUGGAACUGGGCUACUGCAUGUUUUAUAAGUUUCGCUUUCACCAUCGGGUUUCGGUGAUUUUCUCGACCAACCGUUGCCUCUUUUUUCGUGAAUUUUCUUCCAGCAUUGAAAAUAAAAUUUUGUAGGAUCUUAGAAAGAAACACUUUCGAUUGCAAAGGGUUAUCGAAACCCAGUGUGUUGAUCUUUAUUAUUGAGUCGUAAAGAGGACGAUGAAUUUUCAGUUUCAUUGGGUCGAGUUUCGUGAAAUCGUGAAUCGUUGAUUGUCAGUUGUCGAGCGAUACGAUCGAAAGGUACGUCGCAUAGGAAUCGUACAAGGAGCGGAGGAUAGUGUCCGAGGUGUAUCGGGGAUAAUCGUUGUGUUCCGUUUCGAGCACCGGUCGAGCGACGUUCAAGAGCCGCGAAUAAAUUCGUGCGCGAGAACCGUAGUGAAAGAUCAUGAGAAGAUCGGCACGAUCAGAUAAGAAUCGACGGUACUCGGGGGCUGAUGGGUCCGUGACGACGAACAGAGUCUUUGGAAAUGCGUGUCGAGGCCGAAGCUGAGCCGCCAGGAAGCCUCGUGGGAGGGGCCAAGCAAUUCCUCUCCGGCCACCUCCGAGGGUCCGCUUUGCUGUCCGAUUUCUCUUUCGCAACCCUCUUUUACUUUUUUACCCGUCAAACGCUCCCUUUUAUCGUUGUCUUUACCACCUAGAUAGCACUAGUUUUCUAAUCUCUUUACCUCCGACGGAGCUCUUUUUAUUUCUUUAACCCACCACGUAGAGAAAGAUAAUAUUCAGUAUCAUGAACUAUUUAGCUACAAGUAAAUUAAUUAUACCAGUUAGCCACGAUUUGCUAUGUAAAAGUGGAAAGGGACGACGAACAGUUGUCGGGGACCACCUUAGAGCGAGGUACUGAUGCACUUCGAGGGGCGCGACGCGUUAAUUUCGUAACUCGAUAAGUCAUUAAGGUAACAAAUAGCGCUAUUAACCCAGCCACGGUUAAUUAAGCGGGGCGUUGUAAACGGCAGAAAAGCGUCGUGGAUUAAUGGUCGCUGGAUCGAAUUGCCGGGUCCACCGGUUAAUAACGAUGUCCACGAUAAGUAGGUUGAAAAUCGAGACGCAAAUGUUUCGCGAUCGCGUUAACGAAUAUCUUGAUCCUGUUUUUCGACCGGUGCGCGGCGGUUUUAUAACAAGUGAUUGCGGUAAUCGAGAGUAACUUGCACGUGAUCCAGGGUAGAAAUAAUCCGGUAAAAUUCAUUAUAAUUACACAAUCGGUCCGAUGCAAACAUUACUAUUCCAAUAUAAUUUAGAAGAAAUAAAUUAAUUUCAAAGAUGAUAUACACAAAGCGUACGAAUGAUUUUGAAACGGUUGUUAAAAAUCGCGUCGGACGUGGAAGCGAUUAAACGAGCAAUAUCGAGAAUCUUGCGACAAAUUGCGAAACGAUUAAUAAUAUAGGAUUCGCGUGAAAGGUAAACGGGAAAAUAUGCGGCUCGGUGGGCGACUGAAGCUCUGCGGAUAAUUAAAAAUGUACAUAAUAAUCGUCCGAGCGAAGGGGCAAGAAAAUCGCGCGAUUACGUGGGCGCUUAUUUAGUGCGUACGGUCACUCGUAUCUUCGUGCGAGCUGGGGCCUUUAAUAAUUUCGGUGUUAAUUAAACGGACCCGGUGCGUGGGUGCGGGGCCGUGUCGCGUCCAGAAUGUUCGAAUGUGUUUUGUCAACUUUCACUGGAAGCUUCCAACCUUCUCGUGUACCGUGUUUUAAUGCUCUCCCGAUGAUGGUUAUUAAGUCGCGUUGACGAAAAGCAACAUCCGGUGGCGAAACUUUUGAUUUUUUUUCUUCUUUCUUUUUUUCGCCUUCAUUGCAGAUGUUACGUUCACGCGCAGUACCGUGUUGCGGGCAUCGAAGUCUCCGCUCGAGCGGUGAGAUGGCUUGCCCGAACACUUUGAUUCUCGUUGCGCCUAUUUUUAGGAGAACGAUCUUACACGAUUGUAAAUAAUUUUGGCAAAUACUUGAAAGUGUAUACAAUAGACAAAGGUGAAUAUCGUAAAAAUAAUGAGCUAGAUUUAUUGAAAAUAAACUCACUUAAGCAUGGCAGUGAAAUGCGUUAACGUGGCUAUAAAUCAGUUUUUAUACGUUCCACUUCUAUAAAUCAGACUAUAUGUUGUUCUUAGAAAAUUUAAAAUAGCAUAAUGUAACUUCAGACCUUGUUAUACUAUCUUACGUGACAGCUUGAAACGACUCCUGUCUGAUCUGAGGGCAUAUAAAAUAAAAAUUCAUGGCCGACAGAAACGCGUGACUGUAGUUUCUCAUCAACCCUUGAACGGCGGACCAUGGAGAGAGCUCCAAUUUUAAUUUAAUUUCGAUAUUUCAUAUUAUUUUCUAAAUUUGGCACAAUUUCUUUAAUUAAAAUACAAGCUCUUCUUCUAUUUUAAAACUUUCUUAAUGUCUCUGAAAUCUCAGCUCCGAAUUUUCCGCACUUGGGCAAAGGAUUUUUUUCACGUUGCUUUCACUGUCGUCGAUUUUUCUGAAUGGGCAAUGGCCGACGGGCAAGCGUUUGCCUCUCACGUUUUCGAAAGUUCCACGAAGCGCCUCCAUCCUGCUGUGUUUCCCGGCACCGUCGAUAAUUCACCGUAAUUUCGCGUCGUGCGACGACGAAUACCGCCCACGCGUCCAACCGAACAAAACAUACAGAAAUAAAAAAGAAGACGAACGAACAAGAGCAGCAAAGAAAUGUCCUCGCACAUUGCCACCCCAAGCUCUAUUAAUUUGAGACGAUUAGGCCAACCGAUACUUGCCGCUAAUUGUCCGCGGGACCGUCGCCUUCGAGGGGGCAGAGAUCGAGGAUUAAUUAAAUUGAAUUAAGCUUAAUUAGCCGUGACCAUUUGGUGACCGUGUUAGAGAAAAGUCCCGCGAAACGAACCGAACAAACAUCUACCAAACCCGUUUUACUCAUUUUUCUUCCCCAUUUCUUUUUUCUUUCAAAAAUUAAAACUACCCUCUUUGAAAUGGCUCGUAAAAUGUUUCUCUAUCUUGUUACCAUUAGUAACAAUUGUGGUGAAACACCCUGUAGGUGGUGAUUUGAGUCGCAUAGGCGGGGUCUACUUAACCGUGCAACAUUAUUACUGCUCACCAGCAGUAUGCAAAAAGCUUACGCGAUCGUGAUUUGUCAUCUGCGUCGAUUAGGCGUAGUUACGAAGCCGGUUUGCUUAGUCAGAAGAUUCGCACUAGUCGCAGAAAUCAGUGUUGCGAGGACUGUUAACGAGAUAAAGGUGAAAUCAAUUGUCGAGCAAAGUGAAAACGCGUGAAAUUCAAACUGAGCCCACCUCGUCGAGCAAUUAAGAGGGAGCCCGGGUGAAAGUGUUAUAUCACAACGAGCCGAUUGUUCAAAUGUUGACGAUCAAUUAAGCACCGGUCCCCCCGAUCGCAAAAAUGUAACCGCGGAACGAAGUAGCUCGUAAAAGUGUCGAGAAAACAAGCUCCAGCUGAGGCUACGAUCACGAAGAGGAUCAGGAAACUGGCUACCAUAUCCUCGGAACCGCCAAUUGUUGGAGUGUCAAGCAACGCGACGAGGAGUGGAGGAACGAAUUUUCGUCAACGACAUCGUUAUCGAGACAAAAGGAUUGUAUCUAGUCAGUGCAUCUGGAGAACGGGAUCAGCUGUGAUAACACGUCUUCGUGUUUGUGCUCGCGAAGUGUCGAAUUUCAGUUGGUGAGAGUGGAAAAAGAAAAGAAUCGAUGAAAACGAAAAAUAACUUUGUGAAAUUUUGAACAAAUAGUAAUAUAUAUAUAUUCGUGUUUUAACACGUUGAGAAGGUUAUUUAUUGAUCGUUUAAUCAUGGUUACCUUGGACACCGAACAGAAGCCCGAAAGGCAGCACUGUGUGCGCCGCAUGUGCGCCAUUUGUAGGCGCAUCAAACGAGAUAAAGCGUUGAAGGUGAAGCUUAUGCUGAGGCGACCCAUCAAUCAACUAGUUGCGCAAGGCAUCAUGCCGCCCCUGAAGACACCGCCGGCGUUCCACGAGCAGCGUAAACAGUUGGAACGAGCGAAAACUGGUGACCUGUUGAAGGCGAAAAUUCAGCAGAGACCAGGCAGGGAAGAGCUGGUUAGGCAGCACAUCCUUGAGGAUGUGGGUCACGUGGAUCCGAGCCUGGCCGAGAGGCAACGUAUGCUGAAGAAGGCCAGGUUAGCCGACCAGCUGAACGAUCAACUCAGUCAUCGACCCGGACCGCUCGAGCUCAUCCAGAAGAAUAUUCUGCACACGGAGGAGCCCAUUGAAAGGGCGGUCAAAGAGGGUCACAUUCCCUUCAAGGCGACCUGCGAAGGCCAGGUAACCAAGCCUCAACACCCGGACCAUUACAUCACCUUCGAGGACGACUCUCAAAGUUCCGAGGGUGCACCCUCCCCGCAGCUGGAGUCCAGGUCGGACGUUCUGGAAACGGCGGCUGCCUCUGCGGGCAUAGUGACUGUUUCUCUUAGUAUUCCAACGACCGGCGGUGCGGUGGUCGUCUCCUCCACGUCACCGGUGUUCCAGCAAGCGUCCGGCGAGUCGACGAUACAGACGUUCGCGGAAUUGUGCAACACCGUGGUCGGUUCUCAGCAACAGCAGCAACAGUCGCAGCAGCAGGCUCAACACAACCAACAGCAUGCAUCGACGCAGGCGAGUCAGACAAACGGUCCAUCGACGACCCUCCUUCCACUGGCGCCGGCGCCCAGUCCGAUGUCCUUGGGCUCGACCACGUCCAGCCUGAGCCCCCUUUCCAAUAUCUCGAUAGCGUCGCCACCGGCACCACCGCCGGCUGCCAUCACACCGAGACCACAGCCUAGCCCCAUAGCAGCGUCCGCGUGUCAAAGGACCGAUGCUCCUGGCAAGGAUAAGAACAGGAAGAAGUCGAAGACCAAAAGUCAACCGAAAACGCGUACCAUCAAGUUCCACGAGUACAAAGGCCCUCCAAACGCGCAAAAGACGUCGGUGUCGUCCACCACUUCCGGUCUCGGUUCGGCGCCUCCCGGUGAGACCAGCUACGAGCUUCUCCUUCAGCAACAGCAGCUCUUCCUGCAAUGGCAGCUCGAAUGGCAGCACAAGUAUCCUCAGAUCAUUCUACCGGCGGCGCAAAAACCAUUGUCCCUGAACAGCAGCGGCGCCAGCGACGCUGGAAGCAUCAGCGGGAGCAGCGUGAAUGCCCCGAGUCCGGCGCCCUCGAAUUCCUCCAAUAACCCCUCGGAACAGCCUCCGUUGAGGCCUCUGGGCAAGUUGGAGGAUAUGAAAGUAAGUGAUCUCAAAGUGGAAUUGAAACGUCGAAAUUUGCCGGUGUCUGGCUCGAAGCCACAGCUGAUCGAGCGAUUAAAGCCGUUCACGGAAUCGUCCAGCAGCAAUUCGACGUCCAACUCGAAUGGACCGCACGUGACUCAUAUGGGUCACAUAUUGAUGGACACCCCGGGACCAAUGACGUCCGAUGAGUCUAGUUCGCAUGCCAAGAGUCCUGGCUCCACUGUUAAGGAUGAACCCAACAGUCCACGGAUGGAUUCUCCGCAUGGCAGCGAACACGACGACCCAUCCAGUCCUCCAGGAGACGAAAUUAUCAAAGAGCAGAGAAAGCGAAUAGAAGAGUUGCAACGAGAGUUGUAUAAAUCUCAGCAACAACUUCAGCAAAUUCGCCAGACCCAGCCGACCACCGUUCACGCUGAGAAACUAGUGCUUCAGCAACACAUACAGAACAAGAUGCAGCAACAACAGCUGGCUUUACAUUUGCAACAGUUGCAGCAUCUGCAACAACAGCAGCAGCAACAUCAACAGCAGCAGCAGCAGCAACAACAGCAACAACAGAAUCAACAGCAGUCACAACAGCAAACCCAACAACACGCCACGUUCCAACAACUGAACGCAAAGGCAAGCCUCGCCGCGUUCUUGCAAGCACAACCAAACAACACCACUGCCAUUCUCGACUCGUCGGCUUUGACCGCGAUCAACAACAAGAAGAAUCAGACGAAGAACAGCGCUACUGUACAGAUUCCAGCUGCGAUCGUUUUCAAUCUGCCAAAACCUACGAAAUUGAACGGUUCGUUGUUGAGUGCGUUGGUAGCGCAGGCGCAAGCUCAACAACAACAGCAACAACAACAGCAGCAACAGCAGCAAGCUAUUGCGUCUGAGGAGGGCAAACCACCGCCACCUCAGUACGACGAAGCGGCGAAACUUCUAAAGGUAAAGAUCGAACCAGUUCAAAAGAGCCACAUCAAAAGUCAAGUCGUGGACGACGUGCUGGAGAUCUUAAUCAAGAACGGCGAACUACCACCGAGCGCUGCCCAGGACCCAGCCACUCCUACCACGCCCAACAGGCAACUCCAGCAGAACCUGGUGUUCACAGCGCCGGCGGACAGUCAGACCCACUCGUUGGUUUUCACCGCUGCUAGUCCAAUCAGUCCGAUCAGCCCGAUCGCGAUGGAGGUUUCCCAGAGCGAUUGCGUGAGUUCACCGGCGCCGGCACCACCGCCACCGCCUCCAUUGCCUUUGGCCACGUUCUCGAUUCAAUUACCCACUGCGUUGCAACAGUUGCAGCAACAGGAGGAGAUCACCUCGUUCAACACGGACCUACUGAACACCGAGGGGGACCUGGACACCGCGAUGCUGCUCAGUCCUCAGUCGACUCAACAGACGUCGCCUGAUCCUCAACCCCCGCAGGAAGUCACCUCAUCGGACAACGCAAACUUAGACCUUAAGGAACUUGAACUAGACCUAGAGACCUUAGAUACAAUGGACUUCAGUCAAUUGGAGUGCGAUCUAGGAGUGAAAAUGGAAGCGCCACAGGAACUGAUGGACAUCGGAGACAUGCCCAUGGACAUGGACGACCCAGAUUGGUUAGACUCUUUGAUGCCACAGUCACCUCCGACCGCUUCCACGACUGUUUCCAAUCAUCAACCGCCUCCCACGAGCAUGUCGAGCGGAACGGAUAUAUACGAUCCGUUGUUGGCCAGCAGUCAGGACCCGUUCGAUUUGUUCAACAUGGAGGAUUCCGACUUCAAGAUGUCGUCCGAUUUGUCGCUUACCUGGGACAAAGUCGACUUCGCGACCUAGCCCGAGUUUCCCUCGUGGUGCUCGGCCCUGUGUACUUAACUCUUGUCAACGGGAAACCGGGAAGACUAAUCGCGAAACGCGGAAAGACGACGGGGCAGAGUCGGCCCACGUGCUACGCGUGUUGUGAUCAAUCUGUGACCCGUUUGGUGCAUUUUAACGAAUCGUUUCGCGGAUACUUGCCUCUGUUCUGUUCUCUGUUAGCAAUUCCAGCCCCUCCCCCGUGGACAUCCCGUGAACACUGAAACGUACUUACGCUUCGCAUAUCGAGCGGAGAGACUUCCGCUUACGAACUAGGAGUAAAAUAGCUGUACAAUUGUCACGAUCGACACUCUAGGUGAGUAAUUGAAAUAAAUGAACGCGUCAAGGCGGUGCACAAUCGCGAGAGAACCGUAGCGAUAUAUUCAACUUUUUAAAGGAUUUUUAUUAAAAAAAAAAAGUCACGACGGAUACGUGUACGCUUCGGUCUUUCUCGAUCGGUAAAAAAAAAGCAACGCGCUCUUUCGUUUCACGAGAUCGAUCGCGUUAAUCUCGAGAUUCGUUUCCAUCGAUUAUAGCUAGGAACAAGUAUCUCUUUUAGCUAGAAAUGAUAUCGUUUAUAACGAUCGAUCUAACGUACAGCAAAAGAUGCUACGAGGACUCGAUCGUCCCGGCAACCGGAAAUAAAACGACAACGACGAGAUGUCUUCAAAAUUCUCCAAAGAAUUUCCUUGCGAGCACUCUUAGCUAGUUUUUACUAUCCAGUCUACAGUGGUGUGUUGCUUGAGUUUUAAUAACUGCGAAUAGCGUGUGUGUUAAACUGGGAAAGAAAAAACGGGAAAGCUGCGUAUAUGUUUUUCUCUCGUGUGCUUCCCUAACUUUCCCUCUUCCAUACCUCCACCCCUCCCUCCCUCCCUAGCUCCAAAAAACAGAACCAUAUACAACUGUAAUAAUGUAAUCAGGAUUAAUUAUUAUAAUAAUUAUUAUUACCAUUUUACAAGAAUAAUAUAAUAUAAUGUAACGAUUGUAAAACUAUGUAUCUAUGUAUACGUGUAUACAUAUACAUACAUACAUAUAUGCAUAUAUGUAAAAUAAUGAAUACAUGCUGCGUUCGAAAGCCUAGAUUUCGGAAGAACAGGGGCGGAAAAGAAAUGAUUAGAUGAACGGAAAUGAAAAAUCGGAAGAAGCGUGCUCGACGGCUUUCAUGCACAGCUAUGUAUAAUUUUCUAAGCCAGAGCAUGUGAUGUUAGAGGUUACACAUACAUACUUUUUAAUCAGUUAUAAUCGCAUAGAAAUGGUCGGAAUGGUUGCGAACAGAAAAUUCUACCGAUGUCGGGUUGUCGUGCGGUUCUACUGUUUCUUCGUUUUCCCUUUUACGAAUCUUUUUUUUUUCUGUUGUUUUUUUGUGACAUUCCAUGUUUUCAAACUCGCACUAGCAAAGAGACCGAAGCUACCGCGUGUACCGCGAGCCGCGCUUCUGUACACUGUACUCGAGCAGCAACAAAAUCGAAAAGAUUCGUCUCAGAAUCUUGAUUGGCCAAAUCGAAAGCAAUAAACGUAACACGUUUACGUUUCAAUCGAAUCCUUAAAGUUACUAAGGCGUUAGUAUGAUAUUUAAAACAAGGUAUAAUUCGUGUAUUUCAUGUAACUAUCUCUACGAAAUGCUAAAUGCGGCGAAACAAACAGCGCCUCGCAUUUUUCUGAGACAUUCUUUGCAGAACCAAGUGGCUUCGUACGUCGAUGUAACGAGAAAGGAUCGCACUGCCUAAAUCGGUAAUAAAAAGAGAAAAUGGUGAAUGCGUAUUGUGUUACCGAGCGUGGAAUAAUAUACGUGAAAAUGUAUGCGAGUGCGUCGAACGGUAUCAACGCGUACGUAACGAUGGACUAUGAAACACUUCGAAUUUUAUUCAGAGUUCAAAUGAAGUUCGAAGUGAUUCCUAGGAGAGAGAUCUGAAUAUCCAUCGAUACGCGUACGUAAUUAACGACGGUGCUAAUUGAAACCCCAUUAGAAUUAUCAAUCGCCCCUCAAACGCCACCGGAUUGAAUCGCAUAAUUUCUCUGCGCGAUAGAUAUCUGCGAUAUUAUUUCAAUUACGAGUAAAUCAAUUUCUAAGUGCAGGGAAUGGUUUGUCGAUUCAAGUAGAUUAGGCGUGAUCCCUUGAUUUCACGAUCGAAAGUGGCAAUUUGGCAAACAAACCAUCAUCGUUCACCCCAUAUCGCACAAACGAACAGCAAAGGUAUGCAACAUUCCAAACUCUCACACGCAACAGAGAAACAUCCCAUGGACCUCGGAACACCAUGUUCCCCAUUAGAAAUAAUUUAUUUAAAUUUUCAGCUUUCCACUUGCUAUAUUAUUUUAAAUUAGCUGAUCACUCCCCAAUAACAGUCAAGAUGUUCAAUUCUUAAAUUGAAGCUUUUUGUUUAAUAGUAACGCUAUUGGACAUUGUCCUUUUUUUUUUUGAUUAAUCAUUCGAUUGCAUUAUAUUUGAGACAUCAACGCUUUAAUUUACAGUGUCUUCUGUAAUGUAUCCAUUCAAAAUCCAUGCAUUUAAAAUCGAAAUUGAUUAACCGGAUCACGUAGGUCGCUUUAUAAUCACGCUACUAACGCUGCAUUUAAAUCCCCAUCUUGCGAUAAACGAAA
This is a messenger RNA of Osmia lignaria (orchard mason bee), 32636 nucleotides long. Lineage: Eukaryota; Metazoa; Arthropoda; Insecta; Hymenoptera; Megachilidae. The record is from RefSeq and is a predicted model, not a curated record.